GUCGGUACGCGUGCGUUAUCAGCCUCGUGGUGCGUUACCCAUUAACUCGCCUGACGGCCGCGUCAAACCUUCUCAUCACGGAAAGGAAUGAGAAUAUAAACUUGAGUUUAGCGUUAAUAGAGGUCCGAUUCAUUUGAAGUGGAAGGCUGGCAGCGAAUGAACGUUCGUUCAUUUGCUGCCAGCCUCCCACUUCAAAUGAACUGGACAUCAAUCGCCAAGUACGCACGAUUCAUUUAUUGGUGUUAAACAAGAGUGGCGUGUUGAUCGCCUGAAAUCUUUGACAAGCCCCGUCGUAAAUAUUUAUGGCUCCGGCUGUUUGCAAAGCAAUGUCUACCGGCCAAGGUGCUUCAUGUUUUUAUUUCAUAUCUGGUCAAUAACAGCGCGGAAAAUUCAAGUAACACGCACAAGAAAAACGGAAGAAUUUUAAGUUCACGUGACUUGAUGGAAAAACAGCCUCGCUGUAAGAGAGAGAGACAAUAAAUGUAGCAUUCAUAAUUUCAAUUAAAAUGAACCAAUAACAGACACAACGUAUGGAGGACAAGCACUCACUCAGACAUUUUAUCAUGUAGAACAAACUCUGCUAAAAAAGCUUGAAAAAAUAAUGAAUUAGUUCAAAAGUGCAAGUCUUUAGCAUUCAGAAACACUAAAAGAAAUGAAUAAAAACAUUGGGGUGGUCAGUAAAUGUUAAUUUUAUAGACCAAGUGCAGGGGAAAAAUAUGGAAUCAUGAGAAACAAAGAAAUAACCAUCAAAAUACAUUUCUUGCAUUUAGUAACACCACCUGUGGGUUUUUUUCCAAACGGACCCGAAAAAUUUUCAGUUUGUCCGUAAACGGCAAUUUUUAAAAAAAUUCCAAAAUGUAUCUAGUCCUACAGAUUUUGACCAAAUCACAUAAGUUGGGCAUAAAAGUUGUUUACAGUUCCCGGGAAAUUUGGUAAAAACUUUCCCAUUCAUUUUUAAUGGAAAAUUUCCCAUUCACUUCCAAUGGAAUUUCCAAUGGAGUUAAAAUUGCAUUGAUUCCAUUGACGGCCAUGUAUGUUGAAUCUAUUGAUGCUAAUGUACUGGGAUUCCAUUGAUGCCAAUGUUACUUGAUGCAAUUGACGGCCAAGGAUGUCCAAAAAUUUUUCCCAUUCAUUUUCAAUGGGGAAAAAAAAAUUUGUCCCCAAAUCAACAGGAAAUGACCAGAUAUGAAUAGGAUGUAUCCCCCAAACUUCCCAGAUUCCAUUGACGCUUAUGGAUGGUGCUGCCAUUGACGGCCAUGGACGUCCAAAAUUUUUCCCAUUCAUUUUCAAUGGGAAAAAAAAAAUGUCCCCAAAUUAACAGGACAUGACCAGAUAUCAAUAGGCCGUGUCCCCCAAACUUCCCAGAUUCCAUUGACGCUUAUGGACGGUGCUGCCAUUGACGGCCAUGGACGUCCAAAAUUUUUCCCAUUCAUUUUCAAUGGGAAAAAAAAAUGUCCCCAAAUUAACAGGACAUGACCAGAUAUCAAUCAGCUGUGUCCCCCAAACUUCCCAGAUUCCAUUGACGCCUAUGGACGGUGCUGCCAUUGACGGCCAUGGACGUCCAAAAUUUUUCCCAUUCAUUUUCAAUGGGAAAAAAAAUGUCCCCAAAUUAACAAGAAAUGACCAGAUAUCAAUAGGCCGUGUCCCCCAAACUUCCCAGAUUCCAUUGACGCUUAUGGACGGUGCUGCCAUUGACGGCCAUGGACGUCCAAAAUUUUUCUCAUUAAUUUUCAAUGGGAAAAAAAAUGUCCCCAAAUCAACAGGAAAUGACCAGAUAUGAGUAGGAUGUGUCCCCCAAACUUCCCCGAUUCCAUUAACGCUUAUGGACGGUGCUGCCAUUGGCGGCCAUGGACGUCCAAAUUUCUGCAUCAUUUCCAGUGGCAUUUAAUUUGUUUAAUGCCAUUGACUGGCAUAUUUGUCCAUUGUAUUGACAGCCCUGGGCGGGGAUAAGAUCUGUAUAGCCACACAGCAAAGACUCAGAGUAAUAUCUCUAGAAAUUGCAGUUUCUUGUUUCAUAUUGCUAUUUUACACCCCGCCCACUCCCAGGCGUCGUAAAAAUAAAUAAAUCAAUCAACACAAAAAAAGCACAAAGUGUGCACUGGCUUCUGCUCGUGUGACCAUUGGACUUUGUGUGAGGUGAUAAACACCUGUUCGAUUCGGGGGUGGGGGGUCCGAUAAGUGGGAGGAGAGACAGGAAAGACAGGUGAUAUAAGUCCAGGUCUUCAGCUAGCGUGCAUACUCAGGUCAUUAGCCACCAACGCGCGGUUGGUCUUUCUCAGAAAUCCGGACAGAGCUUCCUGAUCUCCGCUUUUGGAUCUGAGGGCGGGUGGGGCGGGAGGGCUUUGAUCAUGGAUCCCAUCGUGGAAGUAGUGGCAUUGUUUCUGGGCUUUCUGGGCUGGGUGAUGGUGGGAGUGGCGCUGCCCAACCGCUACUGGAAGACCUCCACGGUGGACGGCAAUGUCAUCACAACGUCCACCAUCUAUGAGAACCUGUGGAUGUCCUGCGCAACGGACUCAACUGGAGUCCACAACUGUCGGGAGUUCCCGUCCCUCUUGGCUUUGAAUGGUUACGUCCAGGCGUCCCGCGCCCUUAUGAUCACGUCGGUGGUGAUGGGCGCCUUUGGCCUGGUGGCGGCGCUGAUUGGCGUGCAGUGCUCCAAGGCGGCAGGCGACAACUACACGUUAAAGGGCCGGAUCGCGGGUGCCGCCGGAGUGCUUUUCAUCCUUCAAGGCCUAUGCACAAUGGUGGCAGUGUCGUGGUAUGCUUUUAACAUCACCCAGGACUUCUUCAACCCUAUAUAUCCUGGCACGAGGUACGAGAUCGGCGAGGGGCUGUACAUCGGCUGGUGCUCGGCCGUGCUGGCCAUUGCCGGGGGCGCCUGCCUCACCUGCUCCUGCAAGAUGGCCUCCAAGGAAAAGUACCCUUUCCCUCAUCAAAGCAGGGGGACGGUUUAUUCAGGACAGGCCAGGACCAGAAGCGUGGCUGCCAGCACUUAUGGCCGAAACGCCUACGUGUGAACGAAACAGGAGCUCUUCUUUUUAUACGCAACCAAUCAUCUUUUCUAGUUUCAUUGUCAUUUUGUACACCGGUUUAGGCAGUGUUAUUUAUGUCAAAUAUUUGCAUGUGCUAUGUCAUAGAAAUGUAUUAAUUUCAUUCUUAAUUCAUGUGUUUUUCUACUUUUUUUUCUUACAAUGAUGCACAAUAAAUAAACAAAAAUAACACUUUUCUGGUGGGGUCAUUUACAGUGGGGGGCAAAUAAGUAUUUAGUCAACCACUACUGUAAUUUUCAGACUAUACGCCACUACUUUGUUCCUUUAUUUUGAAUCCUGCGGUUUAUAGUCCUGUGCGGCUUAUUUGUUAACUUAUUUGGGUCAAUAGGCAACACAUGCCUCUAAGUAUGCAUUGCAGCGCUACAGAUGUAAAUAACAAUCAUAACUCAUGUUCUGUGCUAAUUAUUUAUUCAGUUACUGUUCUAGUUGUUUCAUUAAUUCCUUGUUAUGGUAUUUGGUAACACUUUAUUUGACAAUCGCGUCAUAAGACUAUCAUAAGACAGUCAUAUUUAUGACAUGACACUAUCAUGGGCAUUACUGAAUGCUUAUGACAGAUGUCAUUAAGUGUCAUCCGGCAAAUUAUGUUAUUAAAUCCAAUUUAUGUCCAGUUUGGAUCUUGUACAUCCAUUCAAAAGUGAGAUAAUUUGCCGGAUAACACUAUAUUCGACACGGUUGAUCACAACAUACUACUCAGCAGAUUGGAACAGUGGGUAGGGCUUACUGACACUAUUCUUCAGUGGUUCACAUCCUAUUUACGUGAUAGGGAUUUCUUUGUGUCAAUCGGAAACUGUCAAUAGGAACGAACCAAAUUCACGUGUGGAGUCCCUCAAGGGUCAAUUCUUGGACCACUCUUAUUUAACAUCUAUAUGCUUCCGUUAGCUCAGAUAAUGGAACAGUAUGACCUCUCCUAUCACGCCUCUGCAGAUGACACACAACUGUACAUUUCUGUGUCCCCACAUGAUUAUAGUCCCUUAGUCUCCCUGAGUAAAUGCAUUCAUCAAAUCAAUGAAUGGAUGUGCCAGAACUUUCUCCAGUUAAAUGUGGAGAAGACAGAGGUGAUCAUUUUUGGGCCAAACAAGGAAAGGUCAAAGAUAAGCGGGCAACUUAGCACAAUGUCACUUACAGCUACAAAUCAAGUCAGAAACCUUGGCUUAAUUAUUGAUUCAGACCUAAAAUUCGUUAGCCAUCUAAAGUCCGUCACUAAAUCAGCUUAUUACCACCUAAAAAAUAUAACCAGAAUUAAGGGGCUUCUGACUCAACAAGACAUGGAAAAACUUAUGCAUGCAUUUAUUUUCAGCAGAUUGGACUAUUGCAACGGUAUAUUUACAAGUCUUGAUAGAAAAUCAGUCAGGAAGCUGCAGCUAGUACAGAAUGCUGCAGCCAUAGUCCUCACAAAUACAAGGAAGCUGGACCACAUUACACCGGUUUUGAAAUUGCUACACUGGCUUCCAGUGAGUCAAAGGAUAGACUAUAAAAUACUACAAAACACUUAAUGGCCUUGGACCAAAAUACAUGCUUGACUUGUUAGAUUCCUAUGAGACAUUUAGACCCCUAAAGUCGUCUGGAACCGGUCUUCUGCAUGUUCCAAGAACAAAGCAGGGUGAGGCAGCAUUUAGUUAUUAUGCUCCUCACCUCUGGAACAAGUUACCUGAACAUCUGAAGUAUGCUCAAACUGUUAGCUCUUUUAAAUCAGGGCUAAAAACGCUUUUGUUUAGCACUGCAUAUCCAUAACUGGCUAUAUAUUUCAAUCUACCUGCUUUCUAUUCCUCUUGUGCUUAUCUCCAUUGCUGAUUUCAAUUAUUAUUAGUAGUAGUAGUUUUUGUUUUAUUUUUAUUUCUGUUUUAUUUUUAUUUAUUUUUGUUCUAUUUGUGAUUAAAUGCGAUCUUUUGUCUUGGUUUUUACGUUGUAUUGAUUUAAAUGUGAUUUUUAUGAUCUUCAUGUGAUGUAAAGCACUUUGAAUUGCCUUGUGUUGAAUUGUGCUAUAUAAAUAAAUUUGCCUUGCCUUGCCUAUAUGACAUCUGUUAUAAGCAUUCAUG
Corythoichthys intestinalis (scribbled pipefish) is the source of this 5086-nucleotide messenger RNA. It is a transcript of the gene cldn15a, whose product is annotated as claudin 15a. Bases 2349 to 3017 code for a protein of 222 amino acids. Gene Ontology annotation, biological process: cell adhesion; bicellular tight junction assembly. NCBI's taxonomy places the organism in Eukaryota, Metazoa, Chordata, Actinopteri, Syngnathiformes, Syngnathidae. Gene Ontology annotation, molecular function: structural molecule activity. Gene Ontology annotation, cellular component: plasma membrane; bicellular tight junction. The record is from RefSeq and is a predicted model, not a curated record. The transcript has 5 exons.